CUCCACCUCCUCUCCGUGUCAUGUGUCCUGCGGCUGCAUCUGUAUGUGGAUCUCAAUGCUGAGGAAUAUGGAGCGUCUGACUGCUGUGUGGAGUUUGGGGUUUCUUCUGUCUCUGAGUUUUGGAGGGGUCUUGUGUCAAAACAACAGCUACACCAGGCCUGUGUUUAACUGUGGCGGUAAUCUGGUUGGAGACUCAGGCUUUGUGGGCAGUGAAGGAUUCCCAUCGUUCUACAAACCCAACAGCCAAUGUACCUGGUACAUCACAGUUCCAGAGGGCAAUGUGGUCAUGCUGUCCUUUAGGGUUUUUGACCUGGAGGCUGAUCCUCUCUGCCGCUAUGACUAUGUGGAUGUGUAUAACGGACACUCUAACAUGGUACAGAAGCUCGGGCGUUUCUGUGGAACGUUCCGGCCCGGAACUCUCAUUUCCACAUCCAACACCAUGAUGGUAGAGAUGGUAUCAGAUUCAGGAACAGGAGGAAGAGGGUUCCUGGCCCACUUCAGUGGAGGAAAGCCACAUGUAGAUGAGCACCAGUUUUGUGGCGGGAAGCUCACAAAGUCUCAGGGCACAAUCAAAACUCCCAAUUGGCCGGAUAAAAAUUAUCCAGCGGGCAUCAGCUGUUCCUGGCUUAUAACAGUGGAGCCGGAAAUGGUGAUUGAGGUGAAGUUUGAUAAGUUUGAUUUGGAGUCUGACACAUACUGCCGCUUCGACUAUGUGACGUUCUUUAACGGAGGAGACAAAGACGAUUCAAGACGCAUCGGAAAAUUCUGCGGAGACACUGCGCCUCAGAACAUUAUUACCAAUAGCAAUGUGCUGUUGGUGCAGUUUGUAUCUGACCUUAGCGUGACUUCAGACGGAUUCAUGGCGUCAUACACUAGCAUCCCACAUGGCCUUCGUACUCCGACUACUGGUGGUGAUGUUGCGUCAGGACCUAGAGUGGCAUCCACAGCCACAAAACCCCGUCUCACCCCGGGCGAACCGGUGAAACCUGUGGUCUUCACAGCAGAAGCAACAACUAUAACUGCGACCACCACUACUGAACAGCCAAUGCCACGACCCACACCCGCUAGACCCUUUAAACCUGUGAGACGUCCAGUCAGUAAACCAGAACCAGAUGAAUCCAGACCAGCCACAGACACGAAUCCACUGUGCGCAAAGGCAUGUAAACGAGUCGGAACCAUCAAGACUAGUUUCUGUGCUAGUGAAUUUGUUAUCACCGGUAAGCUGACAGCAUUGACUACUGGAGCUAGUCGAAGUAUGCAGGCCACAGUGUCCUUGAUUAAGGCAUAUAAGGCUGGUAGUCUUACCAUCACCCAAGCUGGAGAAACCAUGUCUGUCAAACUUUUUUUGCCCUGCAAGAAAUGUCCAUUUUUGCGCAGAGGUCAAAACUAUAUCCUGAUGGGUCAGGUGGAUGAGGAAGGUCGUGGUGUUCUCAUUCCUGGUAGUUUCACUGCCCUGUACAAAGCCCCACAGCACAGGAUGCUGACCCAUAUCAACAACCAGCCAUGCUGAUCUGAUCACUCAGAUCCAUGUUAGCACGAUCAGCCAUCAGAGCAAAGACACUAGAGGAAAGAAAUGGACAGUGAUUAGUCAACAGCCAAAACUAGUCUAGAUAUUAAGAGGUGUUUUUUUGGCAUUGUAAUAUAAUGCUCAGGAAGUUACACACACAAUUUCCGGUGCUUUGCUUAGCUAUAGUGUGUUUCAAACUUCUCAACUCAGAACUGUAUUUUGUUGUUGUGAAGUGAAGAUAUUUUUCCUACAAGUUAACACACACACACACACACACACACACACACACAGAUGUCUCAAAAUAUAUUUGUAAUUUAUGAUGAUGUCUUCUAAUACAGGAUUUAUAUAACACAUUAUUGCAUUGAA
Molecule: messenger RNA, 1873 nt
Organism: Cyprinus carpio (common carp)
Lineage: Eukaryota; Metazoa; Chordata; Actinopteri; Cypriniformes; Cyprinidae
Product: procollagen C-endopeptidase enhancer 2-like
Molecular function (GO): protein binding
Source: RefSeq, a predicted model, not a curated record